Molecule: messenger RNA, 1242 nt
Organism: Oenanthe melanoleuca
Lineage: Eukaryota; Metazoa; Chordata; Aves; Passeriformes; Muscicapidae
Gene: DMBX1
Product: diencephalon/mesencephalon homeobox 1
Exons: 5
Coding region: 154-1242 (362 amino acids)
Biological process (GO): regulation of transcription by RNA polymerase II
Molecular function (GO): RNA polymerase II transcription regulatory region sequence-specific DNA binding; DNA-binding transcription factor activity, RNA polymerase II-specific
Source: RefSeq, a predicted model, not a curated record
AUGCUGGCUCCCGGUAGAUGGCAGCUGCGCCGGGCGCGCAGGCAGCGCGGGCGGAUGGCGUAGGGCGGCCCGGGGCGCAGCGCCGCUCCCACGCGUGUCCCCGCUCCCGCGGCGGGCGGAACGGCUGCCCCACCGCCCCAGGUCUGUGGCACCAUGCAGCACUAUGGAGUGAACGGCUACUCGCUGCACGCCAUGAACUCGCUGAGCGCCAUGUACAACCUGCACCAGCAGGCAGCCCAGCAGGCACAGCACGCGCCCGACUACCGGCCCUCCGUGCACGCCCUCACCCUGGCUGAGAGACUGGCUGACAUCAUUUUGGAGGCACGUUAUGGAUCCCAGCACCGCAAACAGAGGCGAAGCCGCACGGCCUUCACCGCCCAGCAGCUGGAGGCCCUGGAGAAGACCUUCCAGAAGACUCACUACCCCGACGUGGUGAUGAGAGAGCGGCUGGCCAUGUGCACAAACCUGCCUGAAGCCAGAGUCCAGGUGUGGUUCAAGAACCGGAGAGCCAAAUUCCGGAAGAAGCAGCGCAGCCUGCAGAAGGAGCAGCUGCAGAAGCAGAAGGAGUGCGAGGGGAGCCACAGCGAGGGAAAGAUGGAGCCGCCUGUGCUGGAGAGCCAGGCUCCCACCCCGGACACUGAGAAGGUCCAGAGCCUCCCCAGCGAGGCUGGCACUGACCUCACCCUCACCCUGUCGGAGCAGUCUGCCAGCGAGUCGGCGCCCGAGGACCAGACCGACAGGGAGGAGGAGUUCAAGAGCACCUUGGAUGAGGCCAAAGUGGACAAGAGCCCUGGUGUGGACAGCAAGGCUUUGAACUGCAAGAGAGCGAGCCCAAAAGCAGAGUCCCCUCUCGGCGCGGCCGUGACGCCUUCCUCCAGCAGCGGCCUGGCCCAGACCCACUCCUACUCCUCCUCGCCCCUGAGCCUCUUCCGCCUGCAGGAGCAGUUCCGCCAGCACAUGGCGGCCACCAACAACCUGGUGCACUACUCCUCCUUCGAGAUGGGGACGCCGCCCGCCAUGCCCUACCUGGGCAUGAACGUCAACAUGGCCCCGCUGAGCUCCCUGCACUGCCAGUCCUACUACCAGUCGCUGUCGCACGCCCAGCAGGUCUGGUCCUCCCCCAUCCUGCAGGCCUCCAGCUCCCUGCCCAGCCUGAACAGUAAAACCACCAGCAUUGAGAACCUGAGGCUGCGGGCCAAGCAGCACGCGGCGUCCCUGGGGCUGGACACCCUGCCCAACUGA